Messenger RNA from Suncus etruscus (white-toothed pygmy shrew), 3841 nucleotides. RefSeq names its product cyclic nucleotide gated channel subunit beta 1 (gene CNGB1). Bases 1 to 3789 code for a protein of 1262 amino acids. Gene Ontology annotation, cellular component: intracellular cyclic nucleotide activated cation channel complex; plasma membrane; photoreceptor outer segment. The record is from RefSeq and is a predicted model, not a curated record. Gene Ontology annotation, biological process: monoatomic cation transmembrane transport; retina homeostasis. The transcript is spliced from 34 exons. NCBI's taxonomy places the organism in Eukaryota, Metazoa, Chordata, Mammalia, Eulipotyphla, Soricidae. Gene Ontology annotation, molecular function: protein-containing complex binding; intracellularly cGMP-activated cation channel activity; cGMP binding.
AUGUUGGGUUGGAUCCAGAGGGUGCUGCCUCAGCCCCCAGUAACCCCUCAGAAAACCGAAGUGGGAGAGGAAGAGGAAGUGGAAGCAGAACCAGAGCCUGAGCCAGACCUAGAAGCAGAGACAGAACCAGAGCCUGCAACUGAGGAGGUUGGAAACCUGCAUCCUGAGGAUCCACUGGAGGGAGAUGAUGUGGCCGUGGCUAAGAACAGCCUCAAGGAAACCCAGGCAUCCCCAACUCUGCUGCCCACAUCCCUCCAGGCCCAGGCCACUGUGGGCCCUGAAGUGAACAGCCCCAGGGGCCGGGUGCUGAAUUGGCUCGGGAAGGGCAUGGAGAAGGUCAUCCCGAAGCCUGUGUGCAUGGGACAAGUCACUGAACGAAGUGACAUCCUCAGGGCUCAGGACAUUGGGCCCUGGUUGCUCCGCUGGUUUGAGCAGAACCUGGAGAAGGUGCUACCUCAGCCUCCACCAGCUUGUGAGGGUUGCAGGAAUGAGCCAGAAGUCGCUGACCCAGACCCAGAUCCCCCAAUAUCCCCUUUGGAAAUGGACCCCACACCGCAGGCUCCAGAGACCCACUCCUUGUCCAGUCCUGGCCCCCUGGAAUUGGAGGAGGAGCCUAUUCCAGAGGUUCUGCCAGGGCCCCAGGCCACCACCCAAUCGCCCCCUGGGGACAGGCUGAUGGCAUGGAUUCUGCAUAGGCUGGAAAAUGCUCUGCCACAGCCAGUGCUCCAUGGGAAGGCUGAAGAGGAACCCGACAUCCCUGUGACCUGUGAAGUACAGAGCAUCAGAAUCCUCCCUGAAGGGCUCUGCGAGACUGAGUCACCCUGGGAGGGGGACGGGCAUCAGGAUGGCAGUAGCAGCCCAGAGGGCUCAGAGAGGUUGCCUGCUUCUGAAGAAGAGGAUGAAGAUGUGGAGGAGAUGUUCAGGGAGCUGCCAUGGAUUCAAGAGGAGAAAGAAGAGGAGGAGGAAGAAGAUGGAGAGGAGGAAGAGAACGAAGAGAAGGAGGAGCUUGAUGUCCUGCUGGAUAGUUACCUGGUGGCGCAGGUCAGCGAGGAUCACAGUGGAGUAGGAGGCUCCCAGCCUUCGAGGGCCUCACACCAGGUGGAUGCACCCCACAAAGGGGGCAGGACAGUGGGAGGCCCUGUUCUGACCCAGGUGCUGCAGGAGGAGGCUGUGGCCAUCAGCCCAGAAGGCCGAGAGGUGGAGCUGAAGCGCCUGGUCCAGGACCCACUGCCUGGUCCAGUGGCCACUGGGAAUGCCCCCCUCAACUUGGCAGACCAUCUCCCCAAUAUGCCCAGCUACCGCCCCCCCAUCACCCGCAUCCCGGUCCUCGUCUCCCGGAGAACAAACUUGUCCAACUCCAGCUUCGCCAAGGAAACCCGGAGCUCCGUUCGUCUCCUAGUGCCUGCCACAAAGCAUCACCCAGAAGUGCAGGUGGAGGAUGCGGACGCUGACCUCCAGCCUCUGAUUGUGGAGGAGAAGCCGGCUUCACCCGAGCUACCGCCACCGUCUCCCGCCAAAUCGGAUACCCUUGCAGUCCCAGGCUCAGCCGCCAGCACCCACAGAAAGCGGCUGCCCUCCCAUGAUGAUGAGGCUGAAGAACUCAAGGCGAUGUCUCCUGCCGAGUCUCCGGUGGUUGCCUGGUCAGAUCCCACCACCCCACAGGGCACUGAUGGCCAGGACCGCGCAGCCUCCACAGCCAGCCAGAACAGUGCAGUCAUCAAUGACCGACUCCAGGAGUUGGUGAAGCUCUUCAAAGAGCGGACAGAGAAGGUGAAGGAGAAGCUCAUUGACCCGGAUGUUACUUCUGAUGAGGAGAGUCCUAAGCCCUCUCCAUCCAAAAAACCCCCUGAGCCAGCCUCAGAGGCAAAGCCAGCUGAGGCAGAGCAGCAGGAAGAGGAACAUUAUUGCAACAUGCUGUGUUGCAAGUUCAAGCGUCGACCCUGGAAGAAGUACCAGUUUCCCCAGAGCAUUGACCCACUCACCAACUUGAUGUACAUCUUGUGGCUGUUCUUCGUGGUGCUGGCCUGGAACUGGAACCUCUGGCUGAUCCCUGUGCGUUGGGCCUUCCCCUUCCAGAGGCCAGACAACAUCCACCUGUGGAUGAUGAUGGAUUACCUGUGUGAUCUCAUCUACCUCUUGGACAUCACCGUCUUCCAGCUGCGCCUGCAGUUUGUCAGAGGGGGGGACAUUAUUACGGACAAGAAGGAGAUGCGCGUCAAUUAUCUGAAAUCUCGCCGCUUUAAGAUGGACGUGCUCUGCCUCCUACCUUUGGACUUUUUCUACCUGAAAGUGGGUGUGAAUCCCCUCCUUCGCCUGCCCCGCUGCUUAAAGUACUUGGCUUUCUUCGAAUUUAACAACCGGCUGGAAGCCAUUCUCAGCAAGGCCUACGUUUACAGGGUCAUCAGGACCACCACCUACCUGCUCUUCAGUCUCCAUGUCAACUCCUGCCUCUACUACUGGGCCUCCAGCUACCAGGGCAUCGGCUCCACAACCUGGGUUUACGAUGGCGUGGGCAACAGCUAUGUUCGCUGUUUCUACUGGGCAGUGAAGACCCUCAUCACCAUUGGGGGCCUGCCCGACCCCCAGACACUCUUUGAGAUUGUCUUCCAGCUCUUGAACUAUUUCACCGGUGUCUUCGCUUUCUCUGUGAUGAUCGGACAGAUGAGGGAUGUAGUGGGAGCAGCCACUGCCGGCCAGACUUACUACCGCAGCUGCAUGGACAGCACCGUCAAGUACAUGAACUUCUACAAGAUCCCCCGGACCGUGCAGAAUCGGGUCAAGACCUGGUACGAGUACACCUGGCACUCUCAAGGCAUGCUGGAUGAGUCAGAGCUGAUGGUACAACUUCCAGACAAGAUGCGCCUGGACCUUGCCAUUGAUGUGAACUAUGAGAUUGUCAGCAAAGUGGCCCUCUUCCAGGGCUGUGACCGGCAGAUGAUCUUUGAUAUGCUGAAGCGGCUGCGCUCUGUCGUUUACCUGCCCAAUGACUACGUGUGCAAGAAGGGGGAGAUUGGCCGUGAGAUGUACAUCAUUCAGGCGGGCCAGGUGCAAGUCUUGGGCGGCCCAGACGGGAAGUCCAUUUUGGUCACUCUGAAAGCUGGAUCUGUGUUUGGAGAAAUCAGUUUGCUGGCUGUGGGGGGCGGCAAUCGGCGCACAGCCAACGUGGUGGCUCAUGGCUUCACCAACCUCUUCAUUCUGGACAAGAGGGACCUGAAUGAGAUCCUGGUGCAUUAUCCUGAGUCCCAGAAGUUAUUGAGGAAGAAGGCCAGGCGCAUGUUGCGACAGAACAAAUCCAAGGAGGAGAAGAAGAGUGUCCUCAUCCUUCCUCCACGGGCAGGCACCCCCAAGCUCUUCAAUGCUGCUCUGGCUGCGGCAGGGAAGAUGGGUGGCAAGGGGGGAAAGCUGGCACACCUACGAGCGCGACUCAAAGAACUGGCAGCACAGGAGGCAGCAGCCAAACAACAGCAGCUUCAGGAGCAGCAGAGAUCUGCCAAAGGCACAGAAGGAGAAGCAGGAGGGUCUGCGCCAGACCAGCCCGAAGGCGCAGCCAAGGCCCCCGACCAGCCCCAGCCCGCUGGCCCCGCAGGGGCUCCGGCCGCUCCACCACCUGCCUCCUCUGAGAAGUCCGAGAAGACAGAGGGAGGCGGAGAAGGAGCGGCGGGGCCCUCGGAGCCAGCGGUGCGGAUCCGCAUGAGCCCAGGCUCGGGUACCGAAGAACAGACUCUGUCGGUGGAGAUCCCCGAGAAGAAGGACGGAGAGGAGGUCCCGGAGAAGAAGGAUGGAGAGUGAGGCUGGGCAGGUGUUCUGAGCUCCUGCCCUGCCCGAGUCCCCUCUUCUGCGU